Messenger RNA from Heterobasidion irregulare TC 32-1, 606 nucleotides. RefSeq lists its product as uncharacterized. Gene Ontology annotation, cellular component: mitochondrial inner membrane. The record is from RefSeq and is a predicted model, not a curated record. Bases 1 to 606 code for a protein of 201 amino acids. The transcript is spliced from 5 exons. Lineage: Eukaryota; Fungi; Basidiomycota; Agaricomycetes; Russulales; Bondarzewiaceae. Gene Ontology annotation, biological process: mitochondrial respiratory chain complex IV assembly.
AUGCACGCCAUCCACCACGCCCGUUCUCACUCUUGUCUCUGGACGCGCGUCACAACAUCAUGGCCCCGCCGCUUCCCUCCCUCCCGUCAAUUCGCGUCGGAGCUCCCGCGCCCGCCUCCUAAGGCCCAGCCCCCAACCGAGACAUUCGCCUCCCCUUCCCAGCCCCGCGCAUACUACACACGUCCAAAACCAAGAGACCUGCCCCCAUAUCGUAGAACGUGGCCGGUUCUUCUCGCGCUGGGAACCGCGGGUGUGGGCGUAUGGGCCGCGUUCCUCACAUACGUCGCCAAUCAGGAGCGUCUGUCGAGCUCUGUCAUGCGGCGGGUGGUUAGCACGAUCCGCCAGAGCCCGGAGGUACAGGACCUGUUGGGGGAAGCCAUUCGUCCCGAGCCGGCGUGGUACCUCAACGGGGACCCAUGGGUGACAGGAUCGGUCAACAUGCUGCAGGGUAACGUAGAUCUCAGCUUUCGCGUGAAGGGUCACAAAGGAGCCGGUACGCUUUACUAUACGAGUAUACGCAAGGCCAAGGGGGAACCGUUCACAGAUAUUCGCUUCAAAAUUAUCGCCGACAACGGUGCUGUUUUGCAAUUGACAAACGAGCCGUAA